UUGAACCACCCCCGAAGAGCUCAAAAGUAGAAAGACAUCUCAAAAUUAGGCCAUAUAAAUAGAGGGGUUAGGAGAUCUUAGCAUGAACAUUCUAAAGUUUUGAGAGUGACUUCACAAUUUUUAGGGUUUUUUGAUAAAUCUAACCUUUUAGAUUCAAAUAGGAGACUUUGAGUUUCACUUUAGUGGUUUCUAGAUUGAUAGCUUGACACCAAAAAAGUGUUGGAUGAUUAUGAUAAUGAUGAUGAGAAGUGGAAGCCAUAAGUAAGGAGGAGAAAGAAGAACGAAAAUAGGGAAAAUAAGGAGAAAGAAGAAGCAUCCCUCGAUGUCGUUCAUUAUCAGGACCAUGUUUAACAACAAUGAUCACAAAAGAAAUGCCAUGGCUAAGGUUUUUAGGUUAGAAAAUGAAAAAAAAGUAAGGAAAAAAUAAAAAGAACAAAAAUUAAAGAAAAAGAAAUUAAAAAGAAAUGAGAUUAUUCUAAAUUUAACAGUGAAGUAAUCAAAUUGAUCAAAAUUUUUUUAAUGAAAACGAGAAUGAUCUAAAUUUGGAGAUUCUAAUAGGAUAAUUUAUCCUAAGUUCAAAUAUAAAAAAAUAAUAAGGGAAAAAUAAGCUGCUGAUGUUUUUUCCCUAAGAAAACUAAUAAAAUGUGUUUUUUAUUUUUAUUUUGUUUUUCAUAAGAGAGAGAUUUUGCUUUGACCGAUUCCUCAAUUACUCUCUUAUAUUAUUCACUUUUCUUUCUAUGAUUGAGAAAAAGAGAGACUAUUUGUUUGUUUGGCAUUAACAGCGACGAGAGAAGCUGAGAUGGAAGGCAGCUGCCUCUGAUUCAAACUCUGACACACCCCUUCGGAACUGAAGUCUUCUCAUUCUCUAACUUUCUCAUUUUAAUUUAAACAUACAUCUUAUCUAGGAUCUUCCCUUGUUUUUGCUGUUGUUACUGAUCUCUUCAUCUUAACAUCACCGUCGUUGAAAAAAAAAGACCCUUGUACUUUACUCUCUCUCUUCUCUGGUAAAAUUGGUCUGUUUAUUGGUUAGUGAACAAUAGAACCCGGCAAACCUUUUCAUUUUCCUAUCUGUUUGUUCGUUAGUGAACAAUAGAGCCCGGCAUACCUUUUGAUUUUCCUAUCUUCUCAGAUCCAACCCUUUGUCUAUCUCCCCAUCUGUUUGGUGAGACUUGGUGUUAAUGGACUGGAGCUUAAGUAUGAAUGAAAAUUGGUACUCUGAAUGCUUUGCUGGGACAUGGGUCAUCUUUAGGUUUAGACUGCUUUGAUUCAAUAAGUAGCUAGGGGCCCUAUUAGUUUUGUGGGAAGUUAGCAGCUUUGAUUUACAUUGUAUCACUGCUUUGAUAAAAAUAAGGAAGCAGUGUUUGUUCUUGUACAUACUUGAGGUUCUUGGCCUUUUAUGGCAAAUUUCAAUCAAUACUGAAGUAUAAAAAUUUCUCGUGAUUAGCACAAAUGGGUGGGCUUUGCUCGAGGAGAUCCACUGUAGAUAAUGCUCCCAGUGGAGGCUUCCCACAUGUUAAUGGCCAUAUUGGUCAAAGGACUGGAUUAGUUUUUCAGACCCGUGAACUUCCUGCUAAGAUAAACGCCAAAUCAAAUCCCCCUCCAUCUGAGGAUAAUGCAGACAAGGUGUCUGGAGAACCGUUCUCCUUCCCAGAGAUCAGUACAGCUCCAUAUUGGACAAGUGCAGAUGAUAUCAAUGAUGGAAUUCCUCGAUUGUCAAGGGUGUUAUCAGAUAAAUCGAGAUCAACAAAAUCUAAGCAGGUUACUGCAGCAAAAGUUUCUGAGGUUGGCUCUCUUUUAGGUAGAGCUGGUACUGCUGGGCUUGGAAAGGCUGUGGAAGUUUUGGACACCCUUGGUAGUAGCAUGACAAAUUUGAACCUCAGCAGUGGCUUUACCUCAGGGGUAACAACAAAAGGGAAUAAAAUAGCAAUUCUAGCUUUUGAAGUUGCAAAUACGAUCGUUAAAGGUGCCAAUCUGAUGCAAUCACUUUCUAAGGAGAACAUCAGACAUUUAAAAGAGGUGGUCCUUUCAUCAGAAGGAGUGCAAAAUUUGAUAUCAAGAGAUAUGGAUGAACUCCUGAGAAUUGCAGCUGCUGAUAAGAGGGAAGAGUUAAAAGUUUUUUCUGGAGAGGUGGUACGUUUUGGCAACCGUUGUAAAGAUCCUCAGUGGCAUAAUUUGGAUCGUUAUUUUGAAAAGUUGGGUUCUGAGCUUACACCUGAGAAGCAAUUGAAGGACGAAGCAGAGGCAAUAAUGCAACAAUUGAUGUCUUAUGUUCAGUAUACAGCUGAAUUAUAUCAUGAGUUGCAUGCCUUGGACAGAUUUGAACAAGAUUAUCGACGGAAGCUUCAGGAAGAGGAUAAUUCAACUGCUGUUCAAAGAGGAGACAGCCUAGCAAUAUUAAAAGCAGAAUUAAAGAGUCAAAAGAAGCAUGUGAGAAGUUUGAAGAAAAAAUCUCUUUGGUCAAGGAUUUUGGAAGAGGUCAUGGAGAAGCUUGUAGAUGUUGUUCAUUUCUUGCACUUAGAUAUUCAUGAGGCCUUUGGCAGUGCUGGUGGUGAUAAACCUAUUAAAGCUUCUGUUAGUAGUCAUAAGAAGUUGGGAUCUGCUGGUCUUGCAUUGCACUAUGCCAAUAUCAUUACUCAAAUUGAUACCCUUGUGUCUCGGUCAAGUUCUGUGCCCCCUAAUACUAGGGAUUCAUUAUAUCAAGGUCUACCGCCUACAGUAAAGUCUGCUUUGCGGUCCAGACUGCAGUCAUUUCAGAUAAAAGAAGAGCUAACUGUCCCACAAAUCAAAGCUGAAAUGGAGAAAACAUUGCAGUGGCUAGUUCCUAUUGCCACUAACACAACCAAAGCUCAUCAUGGGUUUGGCUGGGUUGGAGAAUGGGCAAAUACUGGGUCUGAGGUGAAUCGUAAACCUGCUGGCCAAACUGACUUGCUCAGGAUUGAAACGCUACACCAUGCGGACAAGGAGAAAACUGAAGUUUAUAUUCUCGAUUUGGUAGUGUGGCUUCACCAACUUGUUACCCAAGUGAGGACUUGCAAUGGUGGAAUCAGGUCUCCUGUUAAGUCUCCAGUUAGGUCCCCUAAUCAGAAGAUGGUUCAACUAACUCAGAAACCUACAUCACCAAUGUUGACAGUCGAAGAUCAGGAGAUGCUUCGAGAUGUUAGUAAGAGGAAAAACACACCUGGAAUAAGUAAGAGCCAGGAAUUCGACACAGCAAAAACUAGGUUAAGCAAGCACCAUAGGUUAAGUAAAAGCAGUAAUCACUCUCCUACAAGUGAAACUAAGAAAGAUCCCUUCCCUAUUCGGAGGCUGUCUUCAGUUCCUUUCAUCGACUUUGAUAUUGACCGGAUCAAGGCAUUGGAUGUCAUUGAUCGAGUUGACACACUCCGGAGUUCGUAAUUACAUGUUGAAUUGAGAUUCCUUGGCAAAAGAAGAGGACUUUUGCUUGUGUAAAGAGUCCAUCUGCUGCUCCAUUUUCCCAUUUGGCGUCCUAAACGCUAAGUGGUUUGCGGUUGGCUAUAUUUUUGGUGAGUUACCAGCAGUGGGUGCUGUGUGGCACAAGCUGUUAACUAUUUUUUCUUUUUGCAUGUGAAAAGUUAAGGGGGUGAUUAAAUGAAUUGUUCAAGCCUCGAAAUCAAGUGAAAUUAAACUGUUUCAGAAUUAAACUGAAUUCAAGGCUGUAGUUAGUUUUCUCUUUAGUUCUAUGUGUACAGAAUAUUUUAUCACAAUAAGUAACAAUUUCUGCUCUUUUGUCUUUCCUUUUA
Molecule: messenger RNA, 3761 nt
Organism: Gossypium arboreum
Lineage: Eukaryota; Viridiplantae; Streptophyta; Magnoliopsida; Malvales; Malvaceae
Product: protein PSK SIMULATOR 1-like
Exons: 13
Coding region: 1450-3396 (648 amino acids)
Biological process (GO): positive regulation of growth
Source: RefSeq, a predicted model, not a curated record